AUGGUGGCCGCAACGGUGGAAGAGGAAGGGGCGGUGGCGUCGUUGGAGGAAGAGAGGAGGGGGAGGCGACGGGAGAUGGAUGGGGCGGUGGCGUUGGAGAAAGAGAGGAGAGGGGCCGAGGGACAGACCGAGGGGGUGGAGAUGCUAGAGUUCGCACUAAUGAAGGAGCAAGAGCCUAUGCUAGAGUGGCUGUUAUUUGCUCACGAGUGGCAACAGGUGCCAGCAUUUGCUGCACUGGGAAGGAGAAGAGGCAAAGUAGUCAUUGAUGCAUCAACGAAGCGGCGUCAGAAGGGCGUGGGUGGUGGACGUGGAGAAGACGCUGGACGAAGCCGACGCGUCGGUGGAGGUGUGGCGGUGGCAGCGGCACUCCAUCUACCGCGUGCCGGCGUGCAUCAAGGACCUGAACCGCAAGGCGCGCGCGCGCUGCGGCACCUGCUCUGGCGCGCCAAGCGGCCGCUGGAGGAGUUCGCGGCCGCCGUGGAGGACGUCGCGGAGAAGCUAGAGAGCGCGUACCUCGACCUCGGCGACGAGUGGCGCGGCGCCGACGGGUGGGAGCGGUUCCUGGAGAUGAUGAUCGUCGACGGCUGCUUCCUGCUGGAGGUGAUGAAGGCCACCGAGGAGGACGGGAGGAAUAACGUCAGCGACUACGCGCCCAACGACCCCAUCUUCAGCCACCAUGGGGUGCUCUACAUGGUGCCAUACAUCCGCCGCGACAUGCUCAUGCUCGAGAACCAGCUGCCGUUGGUCCUGCUUGAGAAGCUCGUCGCCGUCGAGACUGGCAACCCUCCGAAUGGCGAUGUCAUCAACAGGAUGGUGCUGAGGUUCCUGACGCCGACGCCCCGGCUGCCAACCUCCGGCGUCGGCAUCGGGCUCCACGCGCUGGACGUGCACCGCCGGAAAAUGCUCUACGGCCACUACCAGCACCCUUCACCGAGCCAGGUGCCGGAGACGGACAUCAUCCGGUCCGCGGUGGAGCUGUACGAGGCCGGGAUCCGGUUCAAGAAGAGCAUCUCGGAGAGCCUCCACGACAUCCGCUUCCGGCACGGCGUGCUGAGCAUGCCGGCGGUGACGGUGGACGACUCCACCGAGUACAUGUUCCUCAACAUGAUGGAGUUCGAGCGGCUGCACGUCGGCGCCGGCAACGACGUGACGGCGUACAUCUUCUUCAUGGACAACAUCAUCGACUCCGCCAAGGACGUGGCACUGCUCAGCUCCAAGGGCAUCAUCCAGAACGCCGUCGGCAGCGACAAGGCCGUGGCCAAGCUCUUCAACAGCAUCUCCAAGGACGUGGUGCUGGAGGCCGAGAGCGCGCUGGACGCCGUGCACCGGGAGGUGAACGCCUACUGCCGGAAGCCGUGGAACAUGUGGCGCGCCAACCUCAUCCACACCUACUUCCGGAGCCCUUGGGCGUUCAUGUCGCUCGCCGCCGCCGUCUUCCUACUCGUCAUGACCAUCAUGCAGACUGUCUAUACCGUGCUGCCAUACUACCAGCCGGACCUAGGCAGCGGUGGCUCGCCGGCAGCGCCGGCUCCGAUGUGA
Molecule: messenger RNA, 1539 nt
Organism: Miscanthus lutarioriparius
Lineage: Eukaryota; Viridiplantae; Streptophyta; Magnoliopsida; Poales; Poaceae
Source: the annotation of a GenBank genome assembly